Molecule: messenger RNA, 180 nt
Organism: Nelumbo nucifera (sacred lotus)
Lineage: Eukaryota; Viridiplantae; Streptophyta; Magnoliopsida; Proteales; Nelumbonaceae
Source: RefSeq, a predicted model, not a curated record
AUGACUGGAAAGACAAAGCCUAAGAAGCACACGGCCAAGGAGAUCGCCGCCAAGAUCGAUGCUGCUACCACUAACAGAGGAGGAGGCAAGGUUGGGCUCGCCGACCAUUCUAGGCUCAGCACGGGUGGCCACGCCAAGUUCGAAUGCCCUCACUGUAGGAUCACCGCUCUGAUACCAUGA